This is a messenger RNA of Dovyalis caffra, 2508 nucleotides long. The record is from the annotation of a GenBank genome assembly. Lineage: Eukaryota; Viridiplantae; Streptophyta; Magnoliopsida; Malpighiales; Salicaceae.
AUGGAGGAGAGUUCGGGGAUGGCGGCGGAUGGUGGUGAAAUAGGUCCGAUUGUGUGGGUGCGGAGAAGAAACGGGUCGUGGUGGCCCGGUCAGAUAAUGGAGGCGGAUGAGCUGGCGGAGUAUAAUCUAACAUCGCCGCGAACAGGAACUCCGGUCAAACUCCUUGGAAGGGAUGAUGCAAGCGUGGACUGGUACAAUUUAGAAAAGUCAAAGCGUGUGAAAGCAUUUCGGUGUGCUGAAUUUUCUGAUUGCAUCGAAAGGGCUGAAUCUGCACUGGGCAUGCCAAUCAAGAAAAGAGAGAAAUAUGCACGUCGAGAAGAUGCGAUUCUUCAUGCCCUUGAGCUUGAAAGGCGACUAUUGAAAAAGCAAGGCAAAUUGGUUGUUGCUUCUGAUUGCCCAAGAAGUAACUCAUCUGGGUUUGUGAAGACCGAGCUGGGUGCAUUUUCAGAAGGCUUGGUAAUCAAUAGUGGAAAACAUGAGGAUGUUAAAUCGAACCAACCUUCAAGAGGAGUUGAUACAGAGAUUCCAGGCAGUCAAUUAAUUCCACUGAAAGCCAAGGAUGGAGAUCAACCAGAUUUAGAAGAUCACAGUGAGGCAGUGCUGCAGAUGAGAGGUUUGCAGGACUUCAGGUUGAGGACUUCUUUAAAGCGAAAAAUUUCUCCUUCUGUUGAUUUAGAUGGUUCUUGGAGAAGACCUAUAGCAGGCCACAAAUAUGAAGAUCCUCCUAGCAGUACACCUCAUGUGGAAACAACUACUCAGGCAAACGGUAAGACAUUCUUUAGACAAAUGAAGAUGGUCACAGAAGGGUUGACUGGGGAAUAUUUAGUUAAGGGAUUUGAUUGGGUCCACUUGCUUAUUCAAGGAUUGCAAAAUAUUGCAAAAUUAGAAAUCCCUCAUUUAUUGCAAUCUGACCAUGGGUUUGUUUCUAUAUCUCUUUCAGGAGUGGAGAAGAUGGGAGCUAUUUCUCGGGCAAAGAGGAGUAGAUGUUUUUACUUGCCAGCUGAUUCUAGUGAUUCUAUGGAUGAUAAAGAACUUCCUCCGAUCCAGAAUAAGAUGUCUCCUUCUUGCUUUGAAGACAGGUUACAUUCCCAUCCUGGUUCAUCAAAUGAAGAGGACUCUUCCUCUGGAUUUAUGGAAGAUGUUGAAUCUGAUUCUUCUGGGUCUAAUUCAUCUGAAUGUGAGUCUGAUUCGUCUCAGACUGAGCCAGAUAUGGACAAAGAACUGGUUGUUUUUUCAGAUGUUGCUGCACCUAUAGAAGCUGAACAGGAUGCUCUGGGACAGCCUGAAGCACCAGUUGAACAUGCUAGUGCAUGCAGUGAAGAGUGUGAUGGAUCAAUGUCUUCUGAUGACAUGGAUAACCUUUAUUCUGACGACCCAUUUCUUGCACAUGAAGCAGUGUCCAAAUGGCAAUUGAAGGGGAAAAGGAACAUUCGAUAUCUUACACAGAAGUCAGUCAAUAUGGAAUAUGGAAAAGGUUCUAAUGGAGCUUCUCAUGGAAUCUUCCACAGGAUGAAAGGAAGUAUCUAUAGCCAAAAGGCAUGUGGUGCUCAUGGUGCCAAUUUGGGCAGAAAUUAUAUGGGGGCCAACAUGCAUUGUCUUGGUAACAGAGGCUAUUCUUAUUCAUCAAGGUUAGCGUCCAGAGAUCAAAAUAUUACUGGUCCUAAUCUGAUAAAAUGGGAAGGCAUGGGUUUGGAGAGUCAACAUACUUUCAAGAGACAUUGGGAAGACAGAGGGGAGCACUUGAAUUCAAUAUUUGUUGACCAUCACCGAUUUGGGGGAAGGGCAAGAUCAAUGUUAGUAGACGUGGAUUUGAAGGUUCAAUCAAGCUACCAAAAAGAUCGUGUUCCUAUUGUUUCUCUUAUCAGCAAGUUUGAUGGGAAGGCAAUAAUAGGACAUCCGAUCUUAAUUGAAGCUGUGGAAGAUGGUUCAUCUGAAACUCCUUAUGGUUUAAAUGAUUAUUAUGGCAAUGAAGCAGUUGACCAUGAUGAAAGUACAUCACUUCCACCAGCAUGGCGGACUGCAAGAAGGACCAAUUCUAGGGUACCACGCCCUCAUUUAUCAUCAGUGUUGGGUGCUGAUGCUGCUGCUGAGGAUAUUUUGUUUAUGGAUCAAGAAAGAAGAGUUCCAUUUGGGAAAUCAAGUGCGAGCAGUUUCAGUCACAAGGCAAACCUGGUAAGGAAGAGCCUUCCCCAUGUUCCCCGGCCUUCAGCAGACAAGAAAUUCCCGAGAAAAUUGCCAAAGAAAGGAAGCUUACCGUCUAAUCAAAAAACAAGAACCCUGUCAUCAAUUGGUAUUAAACAGAAAUUUGUCACUAAGGCCAUACAUGAUGCCAGUAAUGGUAAAAUGGAUGGGCUUAUCAAACCUGAGACGUCUGGGCCAACUACAGUUGCUUGCAUUCCUGUCAAAUUAGUAUACAGUAGGUUACUUGAGAAGAUCAAUAGACCACCAUCAAACACAGCUACCAAAAUGGUGGUCUCUACCAGGGGUGGGGAUAGGCAACCUUCAUAG